Messenger RNA from Solanum verrucosum, 932 nucleotides. Its product is annotated as eukaryotic initiation factor 4A-3. The transcript is spliced from 6 exons. The record is from RefSeq and is a predicted model, not a curated record. The coding region runs from base 131 to 742 and encodes 203 amino acids. NCBI's taxonomy places the organism in Eukaryota, Viridiplantae, Streptophyta, Magnoliopsida, Solanales, Solanaceae.
UCUCUGGGAACAUUGAAAACGCGUACACGCUCAGCUGGGAGAUUACUGCAGGGAAAUUGAAGGUUUAAUCCGGUAAGCAGUGAAUUUUUUCUUCAAUUGUUCAGCGAAGCAAAAGUCUCAGAAGCCAUUGAUGGAGCCCAAUGAAGCUCCAUUAUCGACUUCUCCAUCAAGCUUCAAUUCCAGCCAGCAACGUCAUUUCUACCUCGCCGUCGAUAGACUUCAGUUCAAAAUGGAGACUUUGGUGGAUCUAUUGGGCAUGGCUGGCCGGCUUUGGUCCAUACCUAUUGUAGUUAGCUGCAGCACACGUGACGAGCUCGACGCUGUCUUCUCCGCUCUUUCCAGUAUCUCACAUAUUACAAUCGACGCUCUGUACAGUGAUCUUCCUGAAGCAGAACGUGCAAGAGUUUUAGCUAGUUUUCGUCAAGCUACAAUGAGGUGGAUCAAGCAGGAUACAGGGGAAACAGAGAAGGAAGAGGAGAAGUGUCAUUUGAUAGUUGUCACGGAUGUUUGCCUUCCCCUCGUUAACUCUGGGGAGUCACCUAUGAAUGCUCGUAUCUUGAUUAAUUACGAGCUACCAACAAAGAAGGAAACAUAUAUGAGGCGCAUGGCUACUUGCUUGGCAGCAGAUGGAAUCGUGAUUAACAUGGUUGUUGGAGGCGAAGUUGUUACUCUCAAAAGCAUUGAAGAAAGUAGUGGUCUUUUCAUAGCAGAAAUGCCCAUUAAUAUUUUUGAGAUACUGUGAAGAGAUGAGGCCCUGCGGAUGUGAUCUGAACCCAUGAGAUUUCAAGUAAUUAGGUAUAUGAUUAAAAAAAUUCCACACUUCUGUAGUACUACAUCAGACUGUCAUUUGGCUUACCUGAGUAGAGUUCUGUUGUUGAAUUGGGAUCCUAUUCCAUGCUUUGUCAAUUAUGAGAUGACGGUUGAUUACCUGA